Molecule: messenger RNA, 426 nt
Organism: Histoplasma mississippiense
Lineage: Eukaryota; Fungi; Ascomycota; Eurotiomycetes; Onygenales; Ajellomycetaceae
Exons: 5
Coding region: 1-426 (141 amino acids)
Cellular component (GO): cytosol
Molecular function (GO): cytidine deaminase activity; zinc ion binding
Source: RefSeq, a predicted model, not a curated record
AUGCCCACUAGUAACCAAGUAUCGGCCGCAGAGCUUCAAACCCUCUCCUCGAAAGCCAUCGCUGCGAAGGAGGCAGCACAUUGCCCAUACUCGAAAUUCCGCGUGGGUGCCUGUCUCCUUACGGAGGAAAGGGAGUUCAUUGUCGGCGCCAACGUCGAGAAUGUUAGCUACCCUGUCGGCGUGUGCGCGGAGAGAUGUGCUUUUUCAACCGCUGUUGUAGCCGGACACAAAAAUUUUAGGGCCAUCGCCGUCGCGACAGACAUUGUCCCGGGUGCAUCCCCGUGCGGGAUGUGUAGGCAGUUCAUGAGAGAAUUCUGCCCUCCUUCUUUCCCAGUUUACUUGUACGGAGGGGAUGGCAAAUAUACGGUGAAGACAAUGGGGGAGCUUCUCCCACAUUCUUUUGGGCCUAAUGAUCUUCCACAGUAA